AUGUAUUCUCUUCUCAGAAUCUCUUCGUCGACAGUUCUUGUAGCAACACACGAAGAUAUCUCUUUAUACGACACAAAGUUUUCGUCUCUACAAGCUCGCGCGCCACUGCACCAGAAUCCUACUUCUUCCACGAUUGCCAGCAGAGAUCCACCCAGAGCGAUCUCUCCUGUGUCGGGAUUAGAUGGAAAGCCUAAAGGCCAAAUAUUCCUGACUAGUUAUAUCCAAGACCUCGAUCUGGCGGUCGGAUAUUCCCAGGCGGGAAUCAUUGGUGUGCAGUUGACACGCACAGGUGGAAAAUCUAGUGCUAAAGCUGGAACGAGGAGGAGUGGGCUUCUCAUUGAUAGUCUAUGCCGUGGUGUUGAGAUUGUUGACGUGGGGAUAUCUAAAGGACAAGCGCCUGUUGCCCCAGGACCAAGAAAGCUUGUAUCGAGAUUGGCUUCCGAGAGCAAGGCCGUUAGGAAGGUUAUUAGGGAUUUGAAGGAAGCCAAGAAGGCUGGCGAUCUCCAGGGAUUCGAACAAAUUUUCGCAGAUUACGUGGGGGUUAGCUGGGAGACAGUGGAAACUGAGCUGGGCGAGGGUACUCCUAUGGUCAACGGAACCUCUGAUUUAGAAGUGGUAAAUGAGCUUUCUUCCAUGGGUAAGCCUGUUCCUGGACUUUCUCUUCAACGAGACGGGAGCCAUUUGCCGAGCAUUUAUAAACCCCUCCGCUAUGAGUUUGUGGUGGGUGUGUUGGAUAUGAUAUUUGAAGCUUCCUCAGACCAUAACUCUGCACAAUGCCUCAGUGUAUCCUUUUGUCCUCCGAAUGUAUUCAGAUACCUUAUUGAGUCCGGUAACUUCUCCGAGACACUCAUUAGGUCCUACAGCGGCCUUGUACAGUGCCUGGCAGAAUUCGAUCCUUCGCUGAGGACUCUGGAGUGGAUAUUGGGGGUCGCUGGUGAGAUCGGUCUUGGGGAGGUUAUAAAAGCUAUAAAGAUUGGUCUGGAUCAUGGAAAUGUGAAUAUUUGUGGCGAGGACCAAAUCGUUCUCGAUGUUAUCAGAAGUGAGGUCAUGCGGUUGGCUCUCGUCAGGCUGAACGGCUUUCCAGCAGAAGCGAUUACCAAAGCUCUGAGGACGGGGUUAGGGGGCCAGGACCUGAUGGGUCUUAUACAUCUUUUGCGUAAGGAGCUUCUAUUUGGUCGGAAGCUGCAUGGUGAAGUUGGAAUAGGUAUCGGGAUCGAAGAUAUUGGGAUCAUUGCAGACCUUCUCACCGUUGCUCUUGAUACGGUUGGUAUUGGGGGGUUGGUCUUGGGCAAUAGCAGUGAUGAGUUUAUUCAAGAAUUGCGCAGCGAGGUUACUGCUGUUGUGGAAGGUGCUCAGGAAGCUGCGGCGCUCAAAAGCAUCUUGGAGGAAGUGCUUAGACAUGCGGACUGGAGGAGGGUGACGCUCGAGAAAAAGCAGGCAGAUAAAAAGCAGGCCAAAAAGCGGAAACAGAACCCUAAGGGGGUCAAGGAAAGCGCAAGGGGGGGUGGGAGUCGAGGGGAAGGGGGGCAGAAGAAGGGGAAGGGGGUGGAAGUGAAUGGGCUUCAGAAUGGGGAGGACAAAAUGGAAUCGGCGCUCGGAUACCCUGCAGUGCCUUCGGAAAACACCCCUUCGAAAAACACAGUGGGCGAAUCGGCAGACAAACCGGCAGAGGCAUUCGUCUUUUCGAAACUGCCGCCUGAGGAGGCCGGACCUCAAAAUGAGAUUGGGGGGAUUGUGAUAAAAAGAACAAGAGAGAUACCGGCAAAAAGCGUAUCCGUGGCAAAACACUUGGUGAAUUCUGGACCGAUGAUCAACACAGACACGUCAGUCGUUAGCCCGUUAUUACCUUUAGGCGUUCCGCCGGCGCCAAUUUCGAGGAUUAGUUUGGUAAUGGCGCAACCUGCAGAAAACGGUAUCAAUCUCAAAGAGUUAAGACAGCUUAAUAGAAGGAAGAUUAAGGAGGCUAGUUAUAGGGAGAGCAUGGUUGCUGGAGUUUAUUCGGUUGAAAGUAUGCUUAUCUAG
Molecule: messenger RNA, 2022 nt
Organism: Tuber melanosporum (Perigord truffle)
Lineage: Eukaryota; Fungi; Ascomycota; Pezizomycetes; Pezizales; Tuberaceae
Exons: 1
Coding region: 1-2022 (673 amino acids)
Source: RefSeq, a predicted model, not a curated record